GGCGGCGGCGGCGGCGGCGGCGGUGGCGGCGGCGGUCGGGAGGAGUCGCCCGGGCAGAAGCCGCACUUGUUAGUGUUGGGGGAGGAGGGGGCCGGGACGCCGACACCGUCAGCCGGCGACGCCGCGAAGGAGGCGGGAGGGGGGUGGGGGCGAGGCCAGGCUCCGACCCCCGGCCGAGGGGAUGAGGGGAGCAUGGGCGCCAAGGAGUCACGGAUCGGAUUCCUCAGCUACGAGGAGGCGCUGAGGAGAGUUACAGAUGUAGAGCUGAAACGACUCAAAGAUGCCUUCAAGAGGACCUGUGGACUCUCAUAUUACAUGAGUCAGCACUGCUUCAUCAGGGAAGUGCUCGGGGAUGGAGUGCCUCCUAAAGUUGCUGAGGUGAUUUACUGUUCUUUUGGUGGAACAUCCAAAGGGCUGCACUUCAAUAACUUAAUAGUUGGACUCGUGCUCCUUACGAGAGGCAAAGAUGAAGAGAAAGCAAAAUAUAUUUUUAGUCUUUUUUCAAGUGAAUCUGGGAGCUAUGUUGUACGGGAAGAAAUGGAAAGAAUGCUCCAUGUGGUGGAUGGCAAAGUCCCAGAUACACUCAGGAAGUGUUUCUCGGAGGGUGAAAAGGUGAACUAUGAAAAAUUUAGAACUUGGCUUCUUCUAAACAAAGAUGCUUUUACCUUCUCUCGCUGGCUGCUGUCUGGGGGUGUGUAUGUGACCCUCACUGAUGACAGUGACACUCCUACUUUCUACCAAACUCUGGCUGGAGUCACACACUUGGAGGAAUCAGACAUCAUUGAUCUGGAGAAACGCUAUUGGCUACUGAAGGCUCAAUCCCGUACUGGACGUUUUGAUUUGGAAACCUUUGGCCCAUUGGUUUCACCACCUAUUCGCCCUUCUCUGAGUGAAGGUUUAUUUAAUGCUUUUGAUGAAAAUCGUGACAAUCACAUAGACUUCAAGGAGAUAUCCUGUGGGUUAUCAGCCUGCUGCAGGGGCCCCCUAGCUGAAAGACAAAAAUUUUGCUUCAAGGUGUUUGAUGUUGACCGUGAUGGAGUUCUCUCCAGGGUUGAACUGAAAGACAUGGUAGUUGCACUUUUGGAGGUCUGGAAAGAUAACCGCACUGACGAUAUUCCUGAAUUACAUAUGGCUCUGUCGGACAUUGUAGAAGAUAUAUUGAAUGCACAUGAUACCACAAAGAUGGGCCAUCUUACUCUGGAAGACUAUCAGAUCUGGAGUGUGAAAAAUGUUCUCGCCAAUGAAUUUUUGAAUCUCCUCUUCCAGGUAUGUCACAUAGUUCUGGGGUUAAGACCAGCUACUCCAGAAGAAGAAGGACAAAUUAUUAGAGGAUGGUUAGAACGAGAAAGCAGGUAUGGUCUGCAGCCAGGACACAAUUGGUUUAUCAUCUCCAUGCAGUGGUGGCAACAGUGGAAAGAAUAUGUCAAAUACGAUGCCAACCCUGUUGUGAUUGAGCCAUCAUCUGUUCUAAAUGGGGGAAAGUUUUCGUUUGGAGCAGCAGCACAUCCUAUGGAGCAGGGAGAAGAUAGAAUCAGUAACAACCUCAGUUAUGUGAAUACCACAGAAGAGAAAUACUCAGACAACAUUUCUUCUGCAUCUGAAGCCUCAGAGUCUACUGGCAGUGGCUUUCUAUAUUCUGGCACACCAGGAGCAGAUAUGUGCUUUGCAAGGCAACAUAAUACUUCUGACAAUAACAACCAGUGUUUGCUAGGAGCCAAUGGGAAUAUCCUUUUGCACCUUAAUCCUCAGAAGCCAGGAGCUAUUGAUAACCAGCCACUAGUAACUCAAGAACCAGUAAAGGCUACAUCUUUAACAUUAGAAGGAGGGCGAUUAAAGCGAGCUCCACAGCUACUCCAUGGAAGAGAUUAUGAAAUGGUCCCAGAGCCUGUAUGGAGAGCACUUUACCAUUGGUAUGGAGCAAACCUGGCCCUCCCUCGACCAGUAAUCAAGAAUAGCAAGACGGACAUCCCAGAACUAGAAUUAUUUCCUCGCUAUCUUCUUUUCCUUCGACAGCAGCCUGCCACACGGACACAGCAGUCUAACAUCUGGGUGAAUAUGGGAAAUGUACCCUCUCCAAAUGCGCCUCUAAAGCGGGUGUUAGCCUAUACUGGCUGUUUUAGUAGAAUGCAAACCAUCAAGGAAAUUCAUGAAUAUCUGUCUCAAAGGCUUCGCAUCAAAGAGGAAGAUAUGCGACUAUGGCUAUACAACAGUGAGAACUACUUGACUCUUCUGGAUGAUGAGGAUCAUAGGUUGGAAUAUUUGAAAAUCCAAGAUGAGCAGCACCUGGUAAUUGAAGUUCGAAACAAAGAUAUGAGCUGGCCUGAAGAAAUGUCCUUUAUAGCAAAUAGUAGCAAAAUAGAUAGACAUAAAGUUCCCACAGAAAAGGGAGCCACAGGUCUGAGUAACCUGGGAAACACAUGCUUCAUGAACUCAAGCAUCCAGUGUGUUAGUAACACACAACCACUGACACAGUAUUUUAUCUCAGGGAGACAUCUUUAUGAACUCAACAGGACAAAUCCCAUUGGUAUGAAAGGUCAUAUGGCUAAAUGCUAUGGCGAUUUGGUGCAGGAACUUUGGAGUGGAACUCAGAAGAAUGUUGCCCCAUUAAAGCUUCGGUGGACAAUAGCAAAAUAUGCUCCCAGGUUUAAUGGGUUCCAGCAACAAGACUCCCAAGAACUUCUGGCUUUCCUCUUGGAUGGUCUUCAUGAAGAUCUCAACCGAGUCCAUGAGAAGCCAUAUGUGGAACUAAAAGACAGUGAUGGACGACCCGACUGGGAAGUGGCUGCAGAGGCCUGGGACAACCAUCUAAGGAGAAAUAGAUCAAUUGUUGUGGACUUGUUCCAUGGUCAGCUAAGAUCCCAAGUGAAAUGCAAGACAUGUGGGCAUAUAAGUGUCCGAUUCGACCCUUUCAAUUUUUUGUCUUUGCCACUUCCAAUGGACAGUUAUAUGCAUUUAGAAAUAACAGUAAUUAAAUUAGAUGGUACUACCCCAAUACGAUAUGGACUAAGACUGAAUAUGGAUGAAAAGUACACAGGUUUGAAAAAGCAGCUAAGUGAUCUCUGUGGACUUAAAUCAGAACAAAUCCUUCUUGCAGAAGUACAUAGUUCCAACAUAAAGAACUUCCCUCAGGACAACCAAAAAGUUCGACUCUCAGUGAGUGGAUAUUUGUGUGCAUUUGAAAUUCCCAUUCUUGCAUCUCCAGUCUCAGCAUGUAGUCCAAUACAAACAGAUUGCUCCUCUUCUCCAUCUACAAAUGGACUGUUCACUCUGACUACCAAUGGGGACCUGCCUCGACCUAUAUUCAUCCCCAAUGGAAUGCCAAGUACAGUUGUACCAUGUGGAACUGAGAAGAACGUCACAAAUGGAGUGGUGAAUGGUCAUAUGCCACCUCUUCCUGAUGACCCAUUUACAGGCUACAUCAUUGCAGUCCAUCGAAAAAUGAUGCGGACAGAACUGUAUUUCCUGUCAUCUCAGAAGAAUCGCCCCAGUCUCUUUGGAAUGCCACUGAUUGUGCCUUGUACUGUGCAUACCCGGAAAAAAGAUCUCUAUGAUGCAGUUUGGAUUCAAGUAUCUCGAUUGGCCAGUCCUCUCCCACCUCAAGAAGCUAGUAACCAUGCACAGGAUUGUGAUGACAGCAUGGGCUAUCAGUAUCCAUUCACCCUCCGAGUUGUUCAGAAAGACGGAAAUUCCUGUGCCUGGUGCCCGUGGUAUAGAUUUUGCAGAGGCUGUAAAAUUGAUUGUGGAGAAGACAGAGCUUUCAUUGGAAAUGCCUGUAUUGCUGUGGAUUGGGACCCUACAGCCCUUCACCUCCGCUAUCAAACAUCACAGGAAAGAGUUGUAGAGGAGCAUGAAAGCGUGGAGCAGAGUCGGCGAGCACAGGCUGAGCCCAUCAACCUGGACAGCUGUCUCCGUGCCUUCACAAGUGAAGAGGAACUGGGGGAAAAUGAGAUGUACUACUGCUCCAAGUGUAAAACUCACUGUUUGGCAACUAAGAAGCUGGACCUCUGGAGGCUUCCUCCAAUUCUGAUUAUUCACCUUAAACGAUUUCAGUUUGUAAAUGGACGGUGGAUAAAAUCACAGAAAAUUGUUAAGUUUCCUCGUGAAAGUUUUGACCCUAGUGCUUUUUUAGUACCAAGAGACCCAGCUCUUUGCCAGCAUAAACCACUCACACCCCAGGGGGAUGACAGCUCUGAGCUAAGGAUUUCAGGAGGAGAUGUGAAGAAAGUGGAUGUCCAGAGCUCAGCAGGGGAGGAGGAUGUGCUCCUGAGCAAGAGCCCAUCUUCACUCAGUGCAAAUAUCACCAGUAGCCCAAAAGGUUCACCUUCUUCUUCAAGAAAGGGUGGAGCCAGCUGUCCCUCCAGCAAAAACAGUAGCCCUAACAGCAGCCCACGGACUUUGGGGAGGAGCAAAGGGAGGCUCCGGCUUCCUCAAAUUGGCAGCAAAAAUAAGUUGUCGAGUAGUAAGGAAAAUUUGGAUGCUAGCAAAGAGAAUGGGGCUGGACAGACAUAUGAACUGGCUGACACCUUAAGCCAAGGACAUGUGUUGGGAGGCAGCCAGCCUGAGCUGGUCACUCCUCUGGAUCAUGAGAGCACUUUGGCUAAUGGAUUCCUUUAUGAGCAUGAGGCAUGUGGCAAUGGUUAUAGUAAUGGUCAGCUUGGAAACCACAGUGAAGAGGACAGCACUGAUGACCAAAGAGAAGAUACUCACAGUAAACCUAUUUAUAAUCUAUAUGCAAUUUCGUGCCAUUCAGGAAUUCUGGGUGGGGGCCAUUAUGUCACUUAUGCCAAAAACCCAAACUGCAAGUGGUACUGUUACAAUGACAGCAGCUGUAAGGAACUUCACCCUGAUGAAAUGGACACCGACUCUGCCUACAUCCUUUUCUAUGAGCAACAGGGGAUAGACUGUGCACAAUUUCUGCCAAAGAUUGAUGGCAAAAAAAUGGCAGACACGAGCAGCAUGGAUGAAGACUUUGAAUCCGAUUACAAGAAGUACUGUGUGUUACAGUAAAGCUACCGCUCUAGCUGCUAGAUGGGCUGGUGGUAAGGAAGGUGAAUCCUUGUAGGUGACAUUGGCAGAAUCGUCACUGAAAAGCAGGCUAAAUGUAGUUAUUUUAUCCUGUGACCUGAAGCACAAAAUAAAAAUCCUAACUAAAAUAGCAGUCAACUUUAAGAAUAGUAAUAAUUUUGUUUUGAAGUCUCUCACAAGCUGUCCAAUGGAGGACUUUCAGGCAGACCCCACCAUUAGCCUGUAAACAAGAGGGUUUGGCACCAAUCACCUGGGACCAAUUAAGAAUUUAAUGUGCUUGUCCAGAUAAUGAACAAACUUGUAGUGAGUAUAGAAUUUACCAAUAAUCAUAACAGGAUACUAAGGAUUUCCUUGGAAUCAAAGUAAAAAAAACAAAAGUUGAAAUGUUGUCUGGGGACGACAUGAUAUGCUACCUCCUUUUCCCUGAAGUUUCAUUCCAUUGUAUUGACAAAUGGAGAAAGCAAGAUCAUGCAGGGCUGCAGAUGAUUCUUACAGUGUGGACACAGAGUUUUCAAUUUUUGAACCAUUUUCCUGUUCUUUCUAUGUCUUUUUUUGCUUUUUGUUCUUGUUGAGUUUGUGUUUGAAACAGUGAUUGGUGGCAGAAGCUAUGGUGGUUGGUCUGAACCCAAGUGUCCCUAAGACCACGUGCCUUUUACCCAGUCUCAGCACAGAGACCCAGGAGAAGGCCAGCCCAGGUGGCCCUCCUGUGGAGGCUUCUCUAGGAUACUUGAAGUGUCCCCACUGGGGCACUGCUGGGUGUGGCAGCUGCCAGGGUUUGCACCAUAGUCCCAUGCAUAUGUUGCACAAAGAGUUUCUAGGAAGGUAUGCAAAAGCCAGACGUGUUUCCUGUUAGUGGUGGGUUUUUGUUCUUUGCUUCUCGUUUUUUGCACUUUAAAAGAGAGAACACAUGCAAACAAUUGUGCUUGUUCUUUAAUGGCUCUAAGGGCUAUCUAUACAUGAACUCCACCAGAGUGUAAAUUUCAAAACAAGACUACAUCCGACAUUGAUAGUUUGUAGUAUUGCUAACGAAGCUGCGGGGUUAGGAAGCAGCUCCAGUUGUUUGCAUGUCCACUCCUCCAAAAAUUACAUUUCUUUGCUCACUUUUUUCUAAUUAUUCAAAACUGGAACAAAAGUACAAAUGUCAUUUAUUUCUGGCAGCAUUUUUCCUGUGUUAUGUUUUAAUAUGUAGUCAAGGGAAUUCUCACUUUAUUUUUGGUCUUUUUUUAAAAAACCACGGAGACCCUGGAAGUUGAUUCUCAUUUGUUGUCAGAUCCUGUUACCCUCCCUUCCCCAUGACAGUAAAUACCAGUGCAGUUAGUGUUUGUGUUCUGAGAACUGAGACCAGUGAGCAAGCGCCUAGUUUCAGUAUACUUGAAAAAGUUGUCUAAAGCAGCUGCCUAGGCUGACAUCCUUUCAGAAGAGUGAGUGUACUUAAAAGGAAGGAAUGGCCUGAGAGGAGUGAUGUAAUGAAGUCACAAAACGCAUACUUCGUAGAGUCAAGGUUUUCAUGUAUGAAAUUGUCCACUCCUACCUGGACAAGUCCCCUGAAAAAGUGGAAGAUUUUCAAUAAUUUCCUUACAGAUGUUUUAGUUGAGCAGGUAGCACAAUCUACUAAUGUUGUUUGAUCUGUGUUUGUUAUAUUGGUUGUAAUUAAUUUUUUAAAUUCAAGAACUAGCAGAAAAUUUAUUAAAUUAACUAUUAACUACAUUCACCUUGUAAAUUUCUGUAUAAAACUUGUUGACAAUGCACUGACUUUAGGAGGACGUUGAUGUACAUAGAGUGUAAAUAAGAUAGUGUUGAUGUACUGAAUAUGAGCUGUAUAAAAAAGUAUUGGUCAUUGUAUAUGGCGUGUACCUGUUUAUCUGUAACUAUUACCCAAACAAAUUAAAUACUGCAGAUGUCCA
This is a messenger RNA of Peromyscus californicus insignis, 6929 nucleotides long. RefSeq names its product ubiquitin specific peptidase 32 (gene Usp32). The record is from RefSeq and is a predicted model, not a curated record. Gene Ontology annotation, cellular component: Golgi apparatus. The transcript has 34 exons. Gene Ontology annotation, molecular function: calcium ion binding; cysteine-type deubiquitinase activity. The coding region runs from base 193 to 5007 and encodes 1604 amino acids. Gene Ontology annotation, biological process: protein deubiquitination. Lineage: Eukaryota; Metazoa; Chordata; Mammalia; Rodentia; Cricetidae.